UCCAAAUACAGGAACUGUUUGUUUGGUAAUGAAAAUUAGAAAAGAAAGUAAAUUGUGUAGCUAGCUAGCUACUGCACUGCACUGUAGAAUAUAUAUAUCUCUCCUGUACCGUAUACAAGAUGUUACAUAGAGGCUACGUGUUCAAGUCUCUCUGGCUGGCUCUACUAUGUUAUCUAUCAGUCGCCCUGUGUCAAGAUAUCUCAGAAACAGACAAUAAUGUCACAACCACAAGUGCUCCACUUUUCUGUUUUAAUGGAGAGUUGGUGGAAGGAGCCUGCGUGUGUCAGCUGGGAUGGACAGGCACACUAUGUGAUGUCUGUAAUAAUGCCAGAAUAAAGCUCACUGAAGACAGUGGCCUCAUAUUCGAUGGCAGUGAGAACUACAUUUCAUUUACUGAGUGCCUCUUCUAUGUUGAGGCAGAUAGCUCUGUGACGUCUAUCCACUUGCGAGUGCGCUUGUUCCACACAGAGUGUCAGUGGGACGCACUCAGUGUCUUCAAUGGUGACUCCAUCUUCCAUCCCAAGAUAGCUGCCUACACUGGUGACAUCAUCAUAGAAGAGCCUACUUCGGUGGCAAAUGCUUCUGCUAGCAUGGACCCAGUCCCAGUCCAAUACCAGGAUCCGAGGGAGAUCACACUUUCUGGUUCCGGUUCACAGAUGCUCCUCUACUUUUAUUCCGACGCUGGUGCUGAGCGACCUGGGUUUGAGAUAACUUACUGGUUAGACUAUGGUUGUCCUGACAACUGCUCUGGUCAGGGGGUGUGCGGUAAUGGCAACUGCUCUUGUGACCCUGGUUGGACUGGCACAUUCUGUCAACUACCAGUCUGUCCCAACAACUGCUCUGGGAAUGGACUCUGUGAUGACUCCAUGAAGGCCUGCAACUGCUCACAAGGGUUCACUGGUGCUGACUGUUCCAUUGACACCUCGACCACUCACUGGGAGAGAGUGACGACUGCCCCCCUCCCGGACACCCUCACACUCUCCACGCUUGCACGAGGCUCACACUCGGCUGUCGUGUGGGGGGGCUACAUGCUCGUCUAUGGGGGGUACCGUUUUCCCACGCAGGACUACUAUUACAGAGCCCCAGCCAAUGAGACGAUGGCUAAUGACACUCAAGAGGUCUCGAUAUUGCAAUACCACUUUGCAAAUAAAUCAUGGGAAGAAGUGAAAACGUACCCUAGUAUUAGUAUGGAUGGGGAUGCCCCUAGUAAUAACAGCACUAACGGCUCGAUGAGUGAUGACCAACCAGGAGUACCGCAGCCACGAUAUGGGCACACUGCUGUGGUGUACAAUGACACCAUGUACGUGUAUGGUGGUGCCCUGCUACCAUCAGAGGAGAUAACCAAUGAGCUGUGGGCUCUAGACCUGACCAACCUGACGUGGACCCUCCUCCCACCCCCUCCUGUCCCCAGCCCCACCUACUUCACCACCGAGCCGGAUACAACAGUAACAAGCACUGUAGUCACUGCGAGUGUGUCUGAAAUGGAGCCCCUCCCACUUGCUGUGCGUAGCCACACCUCCCACCUGGUCGGCAACAAGAUGGUGACACUGUUCGGCCUCUCCCCUGGAAGGUCCACUUACCUCUCCUAUGUGCAAGAGUACAACUUAGACACGGGGGUGUGGUCUCUCCCUCGUGAACGUGGGAUUCGUGUGGGAGGUAGGUUGGGACACUCAAGCGUCUAUGACCCCCUAUCUGGACUCAUCUAUGUGCACGGAGGAGCUUUUCAGACCGCUAGAGUAGGACUCUAUACACAGGCCCUUGCUCUAGACACUGCCACGUACUCUUGGUCUGUCUUCACCAGCACAGCCCCCCAACGCUAUCUCCACUCAUCUGUGCUCAUCGGUCCCCUCCUUGUGACUUUUGGCGGCUGUGAGGCGGACGAUGUGAAUGCUGACUGCUUCACGAAUGCCACACAUAUCUUCAACACCCUCUGUGGCACAUGGGCAGAGCUAUCUCUUCCCGGGUUGCCUGGAAACAGUAGUCGCUAUGGACACAGCUCUGUCAUGGACACUAGCGACGGAUCUUUGCUUGUGUACGGUGGAUUUCUGGGAACUUUUCAUCACGAUUUGCUGAGACUGGUGGUUGGUGAUUGCAGUCAAUUUGUAACGGAGGGUUCUUGUGUGAAUGGGAGUGGUCUGUGUGCCUGGAGUGGAGCUGGAGAGUGUGUGAGUGUGGGGACUAUCUCAGCUGGAAGUAACUUGACCUACCAGUGUCAAGUUGACCCUUGUCUGAGUGUGCGUAGUUGCGGUGCCUGCAACAGAUUGGGCACCUGUGCUUGGAGCUCUACCAGCAACCACUGUGCAGCCAACCCCUCGCCAACCCCAGUCCCCUCCAGUGUAUGUGACAGUGAGGCAGCAGACAGCUGCAGCUACUACAUGAACUGUGCUGAUUGCACGAAUCACGACUGCUCUUGGGGAAGUGCUGGCGGAGAGACUGGCUGUGUCACUCCAAACACAGAUCUGUCAUUCACUGAGAUUGCGUGCCUAGCGACAACUUCUUGCUUUUCUCACACCACGUGCGGUGACUGCACCUCCCCUAACUGCCUCUGGUGUCCAUCCAUUGGCCAGUGUGUUCCUAGCUACCCCCUGACCUAUGUGUACGCUCAAUGCCUCGGUUGGGUUACUGCUCUAGGCUGCCCCCUCGAUUGUGAGGGGCUCAAAAACUGCAGCGAGUGUCAGGACAGCUCGCGAUGUGGGUGGUGUAACGACCCCUCGGACACUGGGAGGGGACAGUGUGUUGACGGGGGGUUCACUGGUCCACGAGCAAAUGGGUCAUGUGACGAAGUAGGCCUGUUUGGACUGCCGGAAACUUGGAACUUUGAUCAAUGCCCAGCUUGCCAGUGCAAUGGACACAGUGUGUGUAUGAAUGAGAGUAUCUGUGAUGAGUGUCAGAACAACACUAUCGGGGACAGCUGCAACACUUGUGAGCCUGGUUACUUUGGUGACGCCAGAAAUGGUGGAAACUGCUCUGAUUGUGACUGCAAUGGGUACAACCCUGUGUGUAACGACCGUGAUGGCACCUGCACCUGUCUCUCGUUCUUUGUGGACGGUCCCCACUGCGAGAUGUGCUCUCCUCAGCACCCCGGGGAUCCCAGCAACUUUUGUUACAAUACCCUGACUCCGGGCUUUAUCUACACGUUCAGUGUGACUGAGGACAGACAGGUGGAAGGGUUCUAUGUGGUUACACCAACUGACGAUGUCGACCUUCACUUCCGAAUUGAAGUCAGCUCAGAUCUGACCGAGCAGCCACUGACAUUACAACUGUUCCUGGGAAAGUUGUCGGAGGACUUAUGGAUACUGGCUAACCUCACUGACCCAAUACAACUCAACGAUGGACAAAUCUACGACAAAACCUUGGGCUCCUUUUCGAGCAACUCAAAUGAAACCUUUGCUCAACUGUUUAGCUUCACCAACCCUACGCUACGAAACAGUCUCAACUACACUGAGCUAUUGGAGGACAAUUCUGAGAACGAGUACACCAGUAGAAUGUGGGACUCAGAUGUGAGCCUUGUGGUCUUCCUGUCUGGACUGAGCAACCCCACCACCCUGAGAAUUACAGUGGACCAACAGGACCUCUACUAUCUGCUCUACUUCUUUGCUACCUUUGCCAUCUGCUUCUCAGUUCUCUUACUGCUCUUCCUUGGUGGCUGGUACAUCAAGAGAAAGGUUGAAUACAGAGCUUUUGUAAGGGCACAGUAUGCUGAGCUACAGAGAAGAGUGGCCCGUCCGUUUGCCCGCAUCAAGACAAUCAUCAGUCCCGUACCACCCCCCACAGCGGAUUCUCCUCCUCCUCAACACCCCUCAUAUGUUGCCGUACAAACAUGUCGUAGUGGGAAGGCAGCUGUCCUCUCUCUGUUCAUCCGUCUCCCUGGCGACCACAAGACAGGUCGACCGUGCCCUGGCAGGAGUGGUUUGGCCAUCGGAAGCACUCUGGUGGGCGUCAACUCAAUGUCAAAGAAACCAAAAGACAAGUCAAAGAAGAAGAGAGAAGGAACUGAGGAGGAGCAGAGUCGAGGACGCACAAAUAACACUUCUCAAAAUAGAAUUAGACUGAGAGACAUCAGCUCAUUGACUACCAGUACAUAGCGCAUGCAAUGUUUGAACAAGCACUCGUAUAUAACCCAAUAAUUAUUGUUUGUUUUUCAGUGAUUGUAUAUCUUUAUAAUUAUUAUUAAGACUCCAAAUUUGAUAGUUAGUGUAAAUUAAACUGCCUUCUUAUAUCCUGUGCAUUGCCGCUUUUUAACACACUAACUUGUGAAUUCAUUUCAAUUCUCUCCUUAUGAUUUGAUUAUUAAAGUG
Molecule: messenger RNA, 4298 nt
Organism: Halichondria panicea
Lineage: Eukaryota; Metazoa; Porifera; Demospongiae; Suberitida; Halichondriidae
Product: attractin-like protein 1
Exons: 18
Coding region: 120-4085 (1321 amino acids)
Cellular component (GO): Golgi apparatus
Molecular function (GO): protein binding
Source: RefSeq, a predicted model, not a curated record